Molecule: messenger RNA, 8595 nt
Organism: Pyricularia oryzae 70-15
Lineage: Eukaryota; Fungi; Ascomycota; Sordariomycetes; Magnaporthales; Pyriculariaceae
Exons: 2
Coding region: 453-8471 (2672 amino acids)
Molecular function (GO): protein binding
Source: RefSeq, a predicted model, not a curated record
UCGGGAAUUGUCUGGAUCACCAUUUCUGGACCCCUGUUUCUGCCUUGGGGUCCUCCAUCAUAUACAUGGUAUCUCGUACCCAACUGGCUUUUUCCCUCUCACCAUUCCUGGAGGUUUAUCUUUUGCGUGUCCCCUCAUUCACCGUGUCUCAUGCCUUGAUCACCUACAAGUUCCAGCGAGACUUAUAUCAUAAUUAUUGUCUGCUAGUCAAGCUGCUCAGUUCUUUUUUCGAAGCACGUCUGGCUUUGAUCCCAACUGUUGUUUGAACGUCAAGGAAGACUUUAUAUACCCAUUCAAGAGCCCGGUGCACCCUUGUUUCCCCGAAGGAGAGUUAUACCCCGUCCUCGCUUCAGUUCCCCACGACGUCAGUCCAAAGCACGCGCGCGGUUCGCUGUUAAAACAACUUUGCUCAUUCUUACAAGUCCACAAACAGUCGCUCGGCUGACUACACUAUGGCUCACAAUGCACCGCUGCUGGGAUUAUAUCCUCUUUUUCAAGAUGGUGGCAGAGAGUGGACUCCAAACGGCCUGGACAUCAUCGCAGUGCCUGGUGUGGAUGGCCACCCCUUUGCCACUUGGACUGCCUCCACCUCACCGGAAAACAGCAUGGUUGGGCCCCUGUGGUUGCGAGAUUUUCUUCCCGGAGAGAAUCUGCCUGAUGCUCGCGUCUACAGCUACGGCUAUGAUGCAAAGUCAUGGCUUACACAGUCAAAAGGCAGUGAUUUGAAGACAUUCUCAGAUCUGAUGCUGCAGAGCAUAGUCUGGGCUCGAGAUGGCAAGUUGGCAAACAGACCGCUGGUAUUUGUCUGUCAUGGUGUAGGUGGAUUGGUCGUGAAGCAGGCACUUGUCACAGCCCACCUCAACGAAAAGGGGUAUCCUGGUGUUCACAGCUCCCUAAAAGCUGUGAUGUUUUUGGGUGUUCCCCAUCGAGGAGCGGGAAGCCUAACCCUCCACCAGAUCAUGGCUGACAUGCUUGUCUUGGGGGGUUUGAAGACAGCAGCAUCACCCCCUGGUCCAGAUCUUGUCACGAAGCUUCAGGCCGAGCCAGCCGGCAUUGACAAACUUUCAACCGACUUCCGCAAACACAUCAAGCCCCACGUUGUAUUGUUGUCAUGUUACGAGGAGGUCAACAUGAACAAGAAUGGCUCGGAAAGAUGUCUGGUUCCCCGAGAGAGCGCCAUACUUGAUGCUCCUGGGGAGAAGAUUAUUCCCAUGAUCAGCUGCAAUCAUGUGACAAUGGUAAAGUUUUACACUCGCAACGACCACAACUACAAGAACGUUGCGUUCGCCAUAUCUGAGGUUGCGAAACCCAGCAAGAGCCCGUCAAAUGCAAAGCCUGCCCCUGGUAAGAAGGAGCCAGAUCCGGUGACCAAAAAAGAACCACAGACAGGGAUCAAGAAGGAAACGAAGCCAGGGGCCAAGCCGGAGGCAAACAGCACAGCAAAGAGGGAGCCACCAGCUGUCGUGCCGAAAGUGGCAGACGCACCAAAGAAGACUGCGGAGCCAGCGAUCAGGAAAGAGGCUCAACCAGAACCAAAGAAGAAGGAGGAAACAAUCGCCGGACUUAGAGAAUGUCUUGCAUCGCUAGAAAACGCUUGCCAGCAGGUGCAUCCGCAGAACAAUCCCAAGGAAGUUGACACACCAACCUCUCUUCCCUUCACCAUGGACCGAGUUUCGAAAAAUACACAGUAUCGACAAUGGCUCAAUAGCUCAACGGAUGGUCUGCUUGUGAUACAAGGCGAAACUGGAUCUGGGAAAACAACCCUUGCCAAGCAGAUCUUCAAGAGCAUUACUGCUAGCCAAGCAAAGACGCUGGUACUGAAAUACUCAUUCAAGGAAACUUCUGCAGUUAACCUGGCGGGGGAGCAAUGGCGGUUGUCCUUCUGGAGCUCACUGGUCUAUCAGCUCAUGUCGCGCAAUCCCGAAUCCCUGGAGCGACUCGUGCGCCGACACCGCCGUCUUCGCAUAGCACUGACACCAGGGUUUCUGCCCGUGUGGAAGCCCGAUGAGCUUCUUGAGGCCAUGAGCAGGGAAGCACUGCCCUUUGUCCUCAAAGAAAGAAACGUGAUAAUUUUUGUGGACGGUAUCGAUGCUUGUGAGAAAGCAGAUGAGCUUCUGGAUGACCUCCAAAAAUAUCUGCUGCAGUCCCCAAUCCCCGCGUCAACCUCGGGUGCCAAACAGACGGAGAAUACCGGGCGGUUCUGCUCCAAGAUCUGCGUUACCAGUACACGGGAACCUGCUGCCAAGGAGAAAAAGCAGAGGCAAUCCAUACAAAUGGAAGAAAACAAUGUCGAAGACCUCGAAGCGUAUGUGCAUCGGCAGCUUCAGCAAGUUUGCGCAUUAGACCAGAAAGGUCUAAUCUUGCAGCGGGCUCAGCGCAGCUUCCUCCGGGCGAGGUUGCUAUGCGAGCAAGCUCAGCAGAACAUACAGCAAAAGCCAUUGGAGUCAGCGAAACAGCUCGGAGAUCUAUAUCAACAUAAUCUUGGUGCCCUUAGCCCAGAGCACAAGUCGCGGGGCCUCAACAUGAUCAAGUGGGCAACAUUUGCAUCGAGACCACUAACGCUUCCCGAGUUAUUUGUCGCCAUUGAGGUGGACAGCAAGAUAGACUCCGACAUCACCAAUCUUUCCGUUCUCUUCAGCCCUCAGCAGGAUGUCACCACUCAACUCCUGACCCGAGAGGCUGACAUGGAGGGCAUCGUUAACCACCUGUCUCGCGGUCUGCUUAAAGUUACCGCAGAAGCAAGUGGCAGGAAGGUUGUGAGGCCCAUCCACAACUCUCUCGCACAGCUCGUCAUGCCACCGAAAGUUGCCACCGAAAAGGUUGAAAAGGACACAGUGACUCCCUCGCCAGAGUCUCUUGUACAUCUUGGCAUGGUAAACACAUGUUUGAGAUUCCUCAACAUUGCCAUGCGGGACCUCCAGUGGCGAUCCAGGGGGCUUCAAGAUCCCGGCGCCACCGGCACGUCGGCAGUUCGCCCUGAGUUUGCAUUCUCAGGAUAUGCCGAGUCUUUUUGGUUCCGACACGCCCAAGUAGUGGAGGCUGGUGCUGGAACAUUGAAGCCAUCCCUGAAGUGGUUCGGUUUUACGUCUAGUGACGGAGACCGGUUUUUGGAGGACUUCAUAGAACUAGCACGGUCUUGUGCCCUCGGUCCUUCGGUCUCGCCUAUAUCUAAUCCACAACAGGAGCAGAAGCCAAAGGAGAGCCAAGAAAAGCAAGCAGACCGAGCCUUCGAAGGAGCGGGCUGGCUGCACUUGUUCGCUCUAUACGGACUGAGAACCCCGUUGCCUGCAGCGAGCAAGGUCAAGCAGGUCCGCAAGGUCGAUUCCCGGGAUCAGACACCGCUUCAUUAUGCCGCCCUGCAGAACCACAGAUCAGUGGUGAAGUCUCUGGUGGCUUAUGCGCAGGACAGAGAUCACCUCGGGAACACACCGUUGCAUCUCGCUGCCAUGCAGGGUAAUGUCGAUGCCAUCAAGGCUAUCCUGAAGUAUAGCACGGUCAAGAAUCUAGCAAACACACCAAACAGUGGAGGCUACAUGCCGCUGCACCAUGCCGUUUAUUACGAGCACAGGUCAGCCGCCAAAGCUCUCUUGGACGAGAAAGUCGGUGCCAAGGUCGAUGCUCGACUGCCCAACGGCAAGACGCCGCUGAUGCUUGCUGCCGAAGUCGGAUCGCACACAUUAGCUGCAGUCCUGCUCGACGCAAAGUCUGGAGGCGCGGACAUAAAUGCCGCUGACGAGAGCGGCCAUACGGCCCUGACCGUUGCGAUACUGAAUGGUAGCUACAGUGUUGUCAAACUUUUGGUCCUCAGAAAGACUUGCGCUGUCGACAAGGUGGAUCGUGAUGGCCGAACGCCCCUGAUGCACGCGGUGCGGUAUGGGAACCUGGCUGCUGCCAAGUUGCUCCUUGACAGCGGCGCACAGAUAACUUGUCGGGAUAAAGAGAAGCGCACCACUGUCGCUAUCGCCCUGGAGGCUGCCAAAAAGACUAGGGGUAGUGACACCGACAAGGCUCUUGUCGUGGCGGGUUUGCUAUUUACAGCAUACGAGAAGGCCAAGGGGGCUGAUGUGGCCAAGUGGGAUCGCGACUGGGCAGAAUCCAAGAAAGACUACCAGGCCCUUUGCAAUAAGCAAGCCCCGUCUGCGGCACCGAAGACCAAGGAUUCGGUGGCCAAACAAUUAGAACUAGGAGUUUCAAAGCCCGCGAGCAAGGUGGAUGCUCCAGGUACAGGCACAGUUGUCGCAACAGCGACCGCGGCGCAAGCCAAGCUGCAAAGCGAUAAAAAGGUUGGAGCAGCAGUCAACGGUAACACCUCCUCAAAUGGCACACCUGAAAAGACUCAGCCCGCAAACGGGGCCGCUGUGACUACAGGAAAGAACCCAACUCCCUCAGCCCAAACCAAGGCCCAGAUUGAGACACAGAAUGCACCUACUGCGAGCACAAAUGGUGCUGCAACUGCGCCCACGGCAAAGAAGGGCAAUGAAGCCAACACUGCUGCUCCUCUGGCCGCGAAACAGGUCGCUUCUCCGGAAUCGGUACCUAAACAGCCCCUUCCAAAGCCGCCGGCUGGAGAAAAGGCAGCCGGGGUCGCAAAGGCCACUCAGGUAGUGUCACUGGCUGUAAAUCCUGCAAAGCCUGCCAUCGCCAAACCUGCGGCUGCUGCCGCUGCCUCAUCGGUCAAGGGAGUCGGCGACGCGAAACCAGCUCCCCAGACGGGUCAACCUGCCCCGAAGAACGCAGUGCCGCCUGCCACCGCGUCAAAGCCCUCACCUCAACCGACACCACAGGCAAAGGGAAUCGUAGACGCCAAAUCAGUCCCAUUGACCACCGAGGCCACAAACCCUUCUCGUUCCACUGCCGCAAAGACGACGUCUCCUGGUCCCGCUCCCCUGGCCAAUGGACAGAAGCCUCCCAAGGUCGCCUCCCCGACGUCUCCAACAGGCCUUCAGAGAAAGAUCGGGUCGACGACGCGCCCACCAAUGCCGCGAGCUCGUGUUUCUUUGGAAGGCGGAUCCGCAGCAGCCCAGCAAGCGGUACAGGUGAAGCCGGCACAGCUGCCGGGUGGACAGCAGGCUCCCGCACCUGCAUCUUCACAGCCAGUCAAGCAGGUAGCCGGUGCUUCUCCAGCUUCACCAGCCAGAUCGCAAGCUCUGCCGUCUCAAGCUGCUGUUGCGGGACCCGAGACUACAACGCCGCAUGUGCCAGCGUCUGAGCCCAUCAAGCGAAAGCCUAUACAUUCUGCAGCCGCUGCGGACCCGGCACCGGCCUCCAAACCCGCUUUCUCACAGCCGCCUGCUGCUGCUGUCAACCCGGCACCAGCCCCUAAGCCAGCUGCCUCACAACCGUCCGCUGCACCUCUGGCCCAGAAGCAGCCACACCAAACGCCAGCAGGCAUACAGAAGCCGCCAGUACAAAAACAGCAGUCAACGCAACAGCAACCACCCGUACCACCCAAGGGAGGGUUUCUUCAAAAGCCGAUGCCGCCGCCAAAGCCAGCUCCCUCACUCGGGAACGUUCUCCAAAAGCCAAAGCCGGGAGAAUCGUUGCAGGCGGCCCCGCAACCCCAUCAGUUGCAACUGCAGGCUCAAGUGAAGCAACCGGAAAAAUUCACUGCGACAGCCCCUUUGAGUCAGCAGCAGCAGCAGCAGCAGCCUGGUGCCAAAGUGCUCAAGCCACCACCAGCGGCCAGUGUGCCCAAGAAGCAGGAACAGCAGACAUUCAAGCCCUAUGCACCAUCGCAGGGAGGACCUACCACAACAACACCUAAUGGCCAGAAACCGCCUGCUCAGAUCCCUCAACAGACCAAGACAGCACAGACAGCAGCAAAAGAACAACCUCGGCCGGCCCAGCAGCCUUCCAAAGAACAGCAACAACAGACUCAGGGACCUGCAAACAACAAGCAGUCUCCCCGCUCUGAGCCUGCCAGGAGGAGCAGCAGCUUCUUUUCCAAGUUCUCCGACAUUUUUUCAUCAGGAAAGGAAAAGAAUGACAAGCCAUCUCCGCCAUCUUCUGUCCAGGGCAAGGGCCCGGGUCCACAGAAGUCAGAUCCUCCCAAGCCAUCAGUCACGCCUUUUGCACCGAGAGCCAGCGGUCAAUCCUCAACAGUACUACAGUUCCAGGAAAGACCAGCUGAGAAUUAUGUCCCCUACUCCCCCUAUUCCCAAGGCCUAGCAAGCCAACAACACAUUUCCAACUACGCUGCGCCUCAACUUUACAGGCAGCAGCAUCCUGGCCAGUAUGGGCAUGCUCAAGAGGGCCAGUUUCCAUCACCUUACCAACAAGGCCAUUUUGGUGACGAGCGUUCGCAGCAAUUCCAAACUGGCUUUGACCACAGAAAUGGGGUCAGCCAGACAGGCUACAACGAUUGGAACCAUUCCCGACAGUCCCGCGAGGUACAUCCUAAUACCCAGGGGCAGCCCGACAGAGGCUCCAACUCCCGUCCCGGUGUCAAUCCCGCACUGCUUGUCAGUGGGGCGGCUGGACUGGCAGCAGGCGCAGGCACCGUCCUCGUGUACAACGUGAUGCAGUCUCAAAACAACGAGCCAGAGCAGUCAGAAAGGGCUAUAUCACCCGACUCUCGCACAUAUUCGAGCUACAUGGAAUCUCAGUAUCCGACCGAGUACAGCACGCGUGGGUCACAGCACCAGACAGAGCCGAGCACUUAUGGAACCGAGAAUGAUUACCAGCCAGCGGAUGACACGAACCGCUCGUUCAUUGCGGCUGAUGAUCUCCGCCUAAAAUGUGUGCAAAAACAUGAGGAGCCGCUUGAAGUCUCGGACGUCGAGCCUGAGAAAGAGGCCCAUGUCGCGUCUCAACUCAUGAACCAAAGACUUGCUCUAGACAUGGAUGACGAUGUGCACAGCACCCCGUCGCCGGUACCAUCGACUCCAUCCGGUCCUGGUUUUGAUAGACGGUCAAUUGACAUGGGAUGGGAGAAGUACCUCAUCCGAGAGGAAAACGACAGCCUCAAAUCCCCUGCGAGUCCUCUGGGCCGCUUUGAGCCGGAUGUUGACAGUCAGCAGUUUGCUCCACAGCCCUUGUCACUGAAGGAGCACGAACAGUCGGAAGAUGAGGGACCUGACGUUCUAGAUGAUGAUGAAGACGAGAGAAGAUCCGUCGAGUCUCACAUGUCUCACAUCAGUAGUCGCCCGCCAUCUCGUGGCUUUUCUGCACAAAGUCCUUACCUGCCAGCAUCUGACGACGAGAAUGUACCGGAUAAUUACGCAUUGAAUUACCUUUCUGAACACGAGGAUGACUUGCGAAACGCCGGGCUAUCCGAUGCUGAAGCAAGGGAUGACGAGACCGAUGUCAAGAGCCUGCAAUCUUGUACACUCAACGACAACGAGGUCAGGGACAAUGACGAAGACCAUGCUCAAAUGCACAGCACAAGCAUGCUUGAUGAAGAGUUUGAUGGCAAGGUCUCUGAUGACGAGAGUUCGGAGCAGUGUGACAUUCACAAGUCCGGAGACGAAAUCGACGCUCCAGAAGACCGCUCUAUAUUCGGCGACUAUGAGCCCCAAGACAGCACUGGAAUUCCAGAUAGCGACGAGGACGAUGGGAAGAGCUUUGAAGGAUACAAUGACCCUGACGAUGCUGCUGGCAGUGACAUUGGUCGGUUUUCUCAUGCCGAUGCGGCAUCUCAGAAUGGCAGUGAAUUCGGCGAUGGUCCCCAUGAAGGUCACAUGCAAGACGACGGAAUAUCUGAGAACAGGGACGAUGAAAACCACUCACAGGAAGGGCAUGAUGAUCAAGGCAGCGACCACGAUGAUGCUCACGACAUCGACGGGAAUCCACCUGUGGCAGGUUAUGCAGUGCCAGAGAGCCCCAUGUCGUUGCAUCACCAAGAGCAUGACCGUUUCCAGGAUACCUAUAGAGAAGAACACCAUACGGGUGCACACGACGAGCAAUACCGCCAGCAGCAUCAACACGAGAACCACCUUGUCAUGUAUAAUGAGGAUGGUUACGACUCGCCCCAGACUGGAGGGGCACAAUCGCAGGACUAUCAUGAUCAAUACCAGGCUCAACAAUACCCCGGUAACCAGUUCUCGCAGAACCAACCCGUCAAAGAAGAUGAACGUGAUCACCAGCAAUACCAUGCCCAUUCUCAGAUCUCAAGCCACCAGCCCGGCAGCCAUCCUGAUCACGAGCAGGAACAAGCGCCUCAAAGCGGUGCCUACCAUCAAGGCUGGGCGGGCGUCGGCCAAGAACAUGUUGCUCGGGACUCAGAGGAUGAAGCAAGUGACCAUGAUGGCUACGGGGCACCACAGCAACGAUAUCACCAAGCGCAAGGACGCGCGGCAUAUGCUUCGAGCGAUGAAGAGGACCAAGAUGAUCAAUUUGUCGGUGCCACAAAUGACGACGACGGCCGAGACGAAGAUGGAGAUGAAACCCAAGGUGGGGAGUACGUCGCCGAUGACGGUGAAGCGGACUACGGGGGACACGGAUAUGGAAACUAUGAUGAUGGUGACUACUGACUUUGACUGCUGUAGAGGUGUGAUUUGCUAGGUUUUUUUUUUUUUUCUUUUUCUUUUUUUCUCUGUUAACAUUAAAUUCACAAUAGCUAGAAUUCAAAUCAGUCUAAAAUGUCUUGUUCACUCG